AUUCAUCCGUUUUGAUGUCUGGAGGUGUGGUUCGAUAUGGGCCUCCCCGACAGGCUUCGACAGGGCCUAUAAAAACGGCCAGUCUACGCAGCUCCUUAAUGCACUGUGUACGAGAAGGUAGCAAAAUGAGGUGGCUGCUCUGUCUGAUAGCGAUUGGUGUGAUUGGGGCGCUUGCGGAAGCCCGUGAUCUUCGGCACGAAAUUCCCGCUGAAGUUCCGGAGUUUGGAAAUUAUGCAACUGCCUGCUCGAUCCGCACGACGGGCGAUAUGCCACGUCCACAGCCACUAGUGCUGAUCCCCGGUACCAGCCAGUUCCGCUAUCCCGCCACCGGCAACGGGCUGCUGCAGCUGAACGCUGGCGAAACACUGGAGCUAGCCUGCCAGGACGGGUUCGGACUCUUCCCGGGCAAAAGCUCCAUCACCGUGACGUGCGUCAUCAACGAUCAGUUCAACUACGACAGCCAGAUGUUUGCGUUCCGUGACUUUGCCUGCACGGAGAACUGGCUGAGCAGUGCGCGUCGUACCGCGCAGCGUUGCUUCAACGGGGCCACGAUCGUUGAGAUCGGCUUCAACGUUGGUCAGCGCUUCCCGAAGAUUCUGGACGUGUGUCACGACGAGGUGACGUUCGACAACCACUACGUGGUGCAUGAAUUUACGCCGGCCAAUGCCGGGUUCCAGCAGGGCGUACCACGGCCGGGCUGGUACCAGGGUGACUUCUACCCCGGCAUCAACAUCAACGGACUGUACACGGUCAAUACGCAGCGCUCCACGAUCGCCACCAUUCUUAGCUCGCAGGCUCGCGCCAAUGAGCUCGUCCAGGGUACGGACAAUGGUAUCUUCCUGGCGCGUGGACACAUCGCCGCUCGGGCGGACUUUAUCUACGGAACGCAGCAGAACGCCACGUUUUGGUUCCUCAAUGCUGCCCCACAGUGGCAAAACUUUAACGCUGGCAAUUGGGAGCGCAUUGAGUCGUCGGUGAAAACGUUUGUGGCGGCUCGCAAUAUUCGGGUGCGGGUUUACGGCGGUACGUACGGUGUGCAGACGCUAGCCGAUGGCAAUGGAGAUCAUCGGGAGAUCUUCCUGGAUUUCAACGCGAAUGGAAGGACGCGCCUGAGAGCACCGAAGGUGUACUACAAGAUCCUGCACAACGAGGCACAAAACUCGGGAAUUGUACUGAUAGGAGUUAACAAUGUCCACAUCUCGCUGGAGGAGAUCCGACGGGACUACAUCUUCUGCACGGACGUGAGCAAUCGGAUUGGGUGGAUUAACUGGGAGCGGGAAAAUCUUGCCCUUGGCUAUUCGUACGCAUGCGAGGUGAAUGAGUUUAAUCGCGUGACGGGCCACUUGCCACAGCUGAAUGUGGCCACCGGUGGAUGUACGGUCCCGUUCGCUGACCUACCGUACCCGGAGCAACCGCUCAUACUGAUCCCCGGGACGGAGAAGUACUGGUACCCACUGGACGAAACCCGCGAGAUCCUAGUCCCAACCGGUGCCCCAAUCGAGCUGGCAUGUCAGCAAGGCUUUCGACUCUUUCCCACCUGUGGGGGAUUUGGGGUUAGUUUUGCCGAUUCCGCCAAUGCGAUGCAUUUCACGAUGUUUUUGCAAGCGAAGACGAUGUAUCAAUCGUUCAGUGACAAUAUUCAAUUGCGCACCGGAAUCGAGCAAUAUUCGUACAGAUUCGGUUUCCUCAACACCACCCAACGAUCGAUUACGGUCCAGUGUGUGACGAACUCAACGUUCAGCUUCGGUGGCUCGCCCUACCCAAUGAAGUCCCUUGCCUGCACAUCGUACUGGUUAAGCUCGGCCAAAACCACCCAGGCACGGUGCCACAACGAGUCCGUGAUAGUGAAGGUUGGCUUCGAGCUGGCCGACGCUCGCUGGGUGAACGUGUUUGACGUGUGCUACGAUGAGCAGCUUUACCAUACACACUUUGUGCGCCAUCAUAUGAACCGCGCCAACGGUGGCUAUCAGUCAGGCAAUCCACGGCCCGGCUGGUAUCAGGGUGCGUACUACACCGGCGUCAACAUCAACACACUGUACACCGUGAACAGGCAGCGGGAAACGAUCGCCACCAUCCUGAACUCCCAGGCCCGGGCGGACGUACUGGUCCAGAACACCACCAACGGGAUCUACAUGGCCCGGGGGCACAUCGCGGCACGGGCGGACUUUGUUUAUGGCACGGAGCAGAACGCUACCUUCUGGUUCCUCAAUGCUGCUCCCCAGUGGCAAAACUUUAACGGAGUUAACUGGGAGCGGGUGGAGUCUUCGGUGCGCGAUUUCGUGGGCAAGCGGGAUCUCGAGCUAACCGUGUACAGCGGUACUUACGGUGUGCAGAAGCUGGCCGACGGCAAUGGCGACUAUCGGGAAAUUUGGCUUGAUUUUGAUCCUGUGGAGGGUCGUCGCCGAGCGCCGGCUCCGAUGCUGUACUACAAGAUCCUGCACGAUGAGGCCAGCAACGCGGGCAUUGCACUCGUCGGCGUUAACAACGUGCACGUGCCGGUUGAGCUGAUCCUGCGCGAGUAUGUGCUGUGCAAGGAUAUUGGCGAUGAGGUCGAGUGGAUCGACUGGGAGCGUAAGAACCUGACGAUCGGGUACUGUUACGCGUGCGAGGUAAAUGCGUUCAACGACGCAAUUGGCAGGCCCCAUCCGCAGCUGAACGUGGCGAAGCUGCUCACGAGCAGUGGUGCUAGGGGCGCGGUGUUUGCGCUCGGCCUGAUGUUGGCAGGCCUGGGACUGCACGCACUGUUAUUUGUGGUACGGUCUUCUGCCCUUCGUGCGUGA
Molecule: messenger RNA, 2780 nt
Organism: Anopheles arabiensis
Lineage: Eukaryota; Metazoa; Arthropoda; Insecta; Diptera; Culicidae
Exons: 5
Coding region: 15-2780 (921 amino acids)
Biological process (GO): apoptotic DNA fragmentation
Cellular component (GO): nucleus; mitochondrial inner membrane
Molecular function (GO): single-stranded DNA endonuclease activity; metal ion binding; nucleic acid binding
Source: RefSeq, a predicted model, not a curated record